Suillus clintonianus is the source of this 752-nucleotide messenger RNA. RefSeq lists its product as uncharacterized. The transcript has 4 exons. Lineage: Eukaryota; Fungi; Basidiomycota; Agaricomycetes; Boletales; Suillaceae. The coding region runs from base 182 to 394 and encodes 70 amino acids. The record is from RefSeq and is a predicted model, not a curated record.
CCCCCUCCGCCUGCUGCCAAGACAGACGGUGAUACCGACAGUGCUCAUACACCAGUUGAACUUGUUACGGUGCCUGCACUUGGUCCGGAAUAGCAGUUAUCUGAGAUGAAAAACAUAGCGGAGUCAGGUCGACGAGAGGGUAAGGAAUGGCAGGAGAAGUGGAAAGCUUGGUAUCGCAGGGAUGCGGAUCACCAAAACGUUCCUGGUCUUCUUCUUGUUUGGGUUGUGCGCCAUCUUCGACUACGUCUCUGCACAAGUGUGGGACUCGACACGGGUCACUGUGGAAAUAAUAUUCUCACCGCCUAGUCAUAUCCGAAGACCAAGGUCCCGCUUAACUUCUCAUAUGUUGCAUCAAACGACUCACAUUCGACGUGGAAACGAGUGGUAUGAUUAGACAAGGGGUCUUUCUUCACUACAUUUCCAGCAGUGACCCCCGCCUUCAUGUCUACUCCCGCAUUCUUUCAGGCUACUCCCUAUAUCUCAAAUUCUGCGUCUGCUGCUGAAGCGACUUCCAAUCCUCCAGCGCACCCCUUGAGGGACCCGCUGAAGAGCCUGCCCUGUCUCUUCUUCCGUCUGCUGCCAAGACAUAAAAGUUCCUGUUGACUGCUGCAGAUCAGGAGUCGGGUCUGCUCAAGCCGUAUGGCUAUGUCAAGGGCUACGCACGAUUGUCAAGUUGGAUGGACCGCAAUGUUUCUCGGCAAUCAAAGCAGCACAUUCUUCAACCUUUGUCUGUGCUACGACCCAAGUUCCGA